CAGUUUUAUCUCCUUCGAAAUAAAUUUAUUGAAAAAUUAGAUAUUUUUAUUAAUUAACUUAGAAUGAAGCCUUACCGUCGUUUAUAAAAGUCUUAAGUGAGUUUAUAAGUUGAUAAUACAGCAAACAAUCGAAAAACCGGUUAAGAAUUGUGAAAGGAUAAGCAGAAAAUCAAAAGAAAAUAAAAUUCCGAUAGAUGAAAUUUCAUUUUACACAGAAUCGCUACGUUGAGCGGAAGCCCUAAGUUACCUUAUAAUGAUUGAUAUAUUCGUGAAAUCUUCAUCUUGUCAAAGAAGUAAUUAAUUAAUUAAUUAAAGGAGGAUUAGAUGUCAACACAGCAACAUAACAAGUUAUAACUACUUAUUAUUAUGAAUAUAUAAUAAUUUGAUGCUCCUAAGGAGAAAUCAGUGAACACAUAGUGUUAAAUAAUUAGAGAAUAAGAAUUUAAAGUGCUGAUUGAAUUUUGUGUCAUAAAAAUACACGAUAAAGAAGAGUAUAUAUGUAGUUUGGAAGCUUUAUGGACAAUUUUUGAGGAAUUAUCUACCUAGUAAAUUUACUAUUAUUAUUAUUAUUACUAUUAUUCAACCCCCCUUAAAAAUACCCAAAAAAUAAGUCCAAGAUCGAUUUUAAAUGCACUAAGGAGGAAGUAACUGAUAUUCAAUAAAGAACCUAUUCUUGAUGUCGAGAGCACUCAGCAGAACAAUGAAAUUACCCAAUACUGAAAAACCAUUUCAGUGUAAUGUGUGCGAGAAGCAGUUUCGUCAAUUAAGUACACUUGCAAAUCACAUGAAAAUACAUACCGGAGAAAAACCUUUUAAAUGCCACAUAUGUUCAAGAGAAUUUCGACAGAGCAGUACCUUAACUAACCACAUUAAAAUUCACACCGGUGAAAAACCUUACAAAUGCAGUUUUUGCAGUAAAGAAUUCCGACAGCUAUCUACUUUAAGUAAUCAUGUGAAAAUCCAUACAGGUGAAAAACCAUUUGAAUGUGUUGUGUGCCGCAAAACAUUUCGACAAAGUUCCACGUUAAAUAACCAUAUUAAAAUACAUACUGGAGACAAAUUUGUUAUCUGAUCGACGCUUAAAGCGCCUGAUCAAGACAAUGCAGAAAAUCCUUGAGAAUUGCUGUAAAAAUAAUCUCAUUUAUUGAACAUUUUAAGUUUUUCCUUAUUUAUUUAAAUUACUUAAGAACGCUUUUCUGAUUCGGUUAUUUGGAUAAGCGGAGGUUGGAGAUGAUUUUAAAGUGCUGAUUGGAUGUGGACAUUGAGUUGGUUAGAUAAGAUUGUAAAUAAAAGUUUCUGUGGCAUUCUGAAUGUGAUUUCUUCAUUUUACAUGUGUUUUGUGGGUUCAAAGAGCUGAGCAUUUGUGACAAAUGGAAGUGGGGCUACGGAGCUGUUCAUAAAUGAUGUCUAUCAAAAAUCUAGGUAUUUAUACCCUUUUACAAUAUUUGGGAUUUUCUUUUUUUUUUGUUACCAAAAAUCUUAUCGUAAAUCUAGGAUAAAUAGGUCAUCCUAAUCUCCUAUGGCUUAGCAUCUGCUUCUGUAUCACACAAGGUUCAAAUAGAGACCGGUUCUCACUUAAAAAGUUCAAUGCUUAUGAAUUCAAUUUUCAAAAAUCAUACAAAUGUUUCAAAAUCAGGGACUGAAAUGUAUGAAAAAAAUCUUUGAUGAAAAAAAAUCACUCAUUUCAAUGAGUAAAAAAAUCAUGAUUUUUUCCAUCCUGCGUACAUUAUUACGUAGAAAAAAAUCACGUAAGAAAAAUUUUUACGUAGAAUUUCAUCACUAUUAAGUCACUUGCGCUUUAAUUUAGCUUCUUCCAUGAUUAAUGAUAUUUUAAUCUGUCAUUUAAACAACCAGAUACUCGUUAAAUAAGAUUUUAACUUAAUUAAAAUAUAGUAAG
Chironomus riparius is the source of this 1897-nucleotide messenger RNA. Lineage: Eukaryota; Metazoa; Arthropoda; Insecta; Diptera; Chironomidae. The record is from the annotation of a GenBank genome assembly.